AUGGGGGGAGUUGAGGAGGUAGAAGUUGGUGAAGAAUGUUGUGAAGAUGACGAGGAUGAUGUUGUGGAUGAUUAUGAUGAAGCACUAGAUGAAGGAGAUGAAUUAGAUGAAGAAUUGUGUAUUGAAAAUGAUGAUGACCUGAAUGAGGUUAAUGAUGAUAAUUAUGAUGAAUCCGGAGAAAUGGGAGUGGGGCGAAACACUACUUGUAUGGAGGAUGGAGACAUUGGCGGCCCUGGUGAUGGAGAUGGGGUUUCAACCAUUAACGCAGAUAUGUAUACAACUCCUACGAAGCGGAACAAAGGUCCCGUUCUACCGACCCCUUCUGUUGGAAUGUCUUUUGCUAAUUGGGAAGCAUUGAAUAACUAUUUUCGAUCCUAUGGGGAGCAACAAGGUUUUGGUGUAGUGUGUAUGGGAGGGAAUAAGAGCGGGGUGAAAGACAGUGAAACAGGCAAAUCGAAUUCCCUGAGGACCUAUGUUUGGAGGUGUGAGUGUCAUGGAAGGCCAAAAUACCGGCGGAUGGUGAAUGGCAGGGUAGUUACCUGCGCAGAGGAACCAAUUCUUAAGAGGAAGACGAAGAAGUGUAGUUGCCCUGUUAUGCUAUAUGGGGCUCGGACCAAAGAGAAUUUAUGGGUUGUGAAGAGUGUUGUUACUGAACAUUUGAACCACAUUCCCACUCCUACCAAGUCCAACCAUAUUUCCAUGUUCCGGGUCAGGAAAAUAACUCAGACAAUCCUGAAACAGAUUGAAAAUGAUCACGAUUCAGGUGCACAUGUGGCUCAGAUUUUCAAUAACUUAGCGGGAAGAAGGAAUGGUGUAGAGAAUAUUGGUUUUACGAAAAAAGACGUGCAUAAUAUUUUGAAUAGGAGGAUGCGAUUGAGGCUACGAGAUGGGGAUGCUGUUGCAAUGAUAAAUUAUUUAGAGAAAAUGACAAAGGAUAAUCAAAUUUUUUUCCAUCUCCACCGGCUUGAUAAAACAGGGAAGUUGCAGGAUGUAAUGUGGGUUGAUGCUCGUAGCAGAGCCGCGUAUGAGUAUUUUGGGGAUGUGGUUUGUUUUGACUCCACGUACUUGACAAACAAGUAUGAGUUGCCAUUUUCGAACUUUGUUGGGGUGAAUCACCAUGGGCAAACAAUUUUGCUUGGAUGUGCAUUAGUGUCUCAUGAAACUGCGGAAACGUUCGUUUGGCUCUUUAGGGCAUGGUUGUCUUGUAUGGGGGGUAAAGCUCCCGCUGCUAUUAUGACCGACCAGGAUGCGGCUAUGAGGAAGGCAAUUAGAAUAGCAAUGCCAAUGCCUAAAACCAGACAUCGUUGGUGUAUGUGGCAUAUUAUGCAGAAGUUCAGCCGAAAAUUGGGUUCGAUGACUGAUUUUCCCCAAAUAAAAGUUGCCCUACAGAAUGUCAUAUACAACAGUUUGACCCCUGUUGAAUUCGAAGAAGGUUGGGCUGAAGUGGUGGAAACUUUCAAGCUGAAGGAGGCUAAGGAAAGCUACAAGUGGCUAGUAGGUAUUUCAUAUAUGGCAUUGUCUUUGCGAGAAAUGUGGAUACCUGCAUAUGUGAAGCAUAUUUUUUGGGCGGGGAUGCAGACGACUCAGAGGGUUGAGAGUAUUAACAGUUUCUUCGACGGGUACUUGAAGAAGAAUACGAGAUUAUAUCAGUUUGCUCCUAGAGUUUUUGUGGAGAGGAAGUUCUAG
This is a messenger RNA of Spinacia oleracea (spinach), 1686 nucleotides long. RefSeq names its product protein FAR-RED IMPAIRED RESPONSE 1. NCBI's taxonomy places the organism in Eukaryota, Viridiplantae, Streptophyta, Magnoliopsida, Caryophyllales, Amaranthaceae. The record is from RefSeq and is a predicted model, not a curated record. The transcript has 4 exons. The coding region runs from base 1 to 1686 and encodes 561 amino acids.